Neoarius graeffei (lesser salmon catfish) is the source of this 2241-nucleotide messenger RNA. RefSeq names its product RAB13, member RAS oncogene family (gene rab13). Gene Ontology annotation, cellular component: plasma membrane; trans-Golgi network transport vesicle; endosome. Gene Ontology annotation, biological process: Golgi vesicle fusion to target membrane; regulation of exocytosis; protein localization to plasma membrane. Gene Ontology annotation, molecular function: GTP binding; GTPase activity. The record is from RefSeq and is a predicted model, not a curated record. The transcript has 8 exons. The coding region runs from base 440 to 1045 and encodes 201 amino acids. Lineage: Eukaryota; Metazoa; Chordata; Actinopteri; Siluriformes; Ariidae.
CUUUCACUCCCUCUAAUGGAGCGCGCGCCUCUCCCUUCCUACGUAAGCCUCCGGGAACUCGGUAAAGGAAAAGUUUCGAGAGAAAAACGUUGCCAUUCUACGUGUGUGGAUGGAUAUGGCCUUCAGCUGAAGAAAAACUGGCGAAAUGCCGAGGAAUCCUGACAAUAACUAAAGGAAAAGUGGAACAGGCAGCGAGUCCGUGAUUUUCUCUUUCGUUUAAUGUAAAGUUUUAGCUGGAGGAACAGGAGUAACGAAGAGAAACGGAAUUUACCGGCGACUUUUUCCGUUUCUUAAAAAAAAAAAAUAAUAAUAAAGGACACGACACUAAACACCAAAUGGACCUUAAUCUGACGUUAAUCAUUUGACUUGCGUGUGUUGAGUGAGAAAAGAGAAGAACCGAAAAAAGUUUAAACUUCACAAAUAAUCUGGACAAAGAACUAUGGCAAAGAAAUACGACUUCCUGUUUAAAUUACUGCUGAUUGGUGACAGCGGGGUGGGAAAAACAUGUCUGAUCAUCCGUUUCGCCGAGGAUAACUUUAAUUCAACCUACAUAUCGACUAUCGGUAUUGACUUUAAAGUGAAGACCAUUGAGGUCGAAGGGAAGAAAGUCAAGUUGCAAGUCUGGGAUACAGCAGGGCAGGAGAGAUUUAAGACCAUCACUACAGCUUAUUACAGAGGAGCUAUGGGUAUCAUCCUGGUAUAUGACAUUACUGAUGAGAAAUCCUUUGAGAACAUUCAAAACUGGAUGAAGAGCAUCAAAGAGAAUGCUUCAGCAGGAGUGAGCCGAAUGCUGCUGGGCAACAAGUGUGACAUCGAAGCCAAGAGAAAGGUGUCGAAGGAGAUGGGCGAGAAGCUCGCAAAGGACCAUGGGAUUCGAUUCUUUGAGACGAGUGCAAAGUCAAGCAUCAAUGUUGAGGAGUCCUUCAUUGCUUUAGCUCGAGAUAUCUUGAUGAAAUCUAGCAUGAAGCCGGGCUCAAGUGGCCGUGAAGUCAGACUCACUAACACCACCCCGGAGAAAAAGGCAUCCAAGUGUCUUCUGUUGUAAACGCAUCAUCAGCAAACACUCCAGACCCCUGACAAUGCAUCAGUAUUACACACAGAGGGAUUAUUAAGUAUAGAACAUUAUAAAAAUUUAGCAAUAUGUAUAAAAUGAGCAAAAAUGCAAAAUGAUUUUUUUUUUUUUUUAGGUUUUGUUUAUCACAUCACAGCAGGUCAUUCUGUAGUUAGUUGAGUUUGAGUUAUGCAUUGUUUUAAACAUUCUCAACUUUCAUAUUUCAGAUAGAGUUCAUGUUCAUAAGAAAGAAUGCUUGGUUAAAAUGCUGUUGGUAUUUAUACUGUCUGUCCUCCCAGCUAUGAGCGCUGGCACGUUCGAUUUCAAAGGUACCACAGUUGAAAGGUCUGACCAUUUUACAAAUUGUUAAAGUACUUGUAUUUUUUUUUUUUUGAGAUAAGAAAUAAAGAUGACUUGGAGGCGGUGAGGAAAGAAUAGUGUUGAAAGCGUAUGCUUAGGCCAGAGUUUAUUACUUAUCUUGACUCAUUGACCUCUCUCCAGCAGUGCAUGAGGUGGAGGACGCAACUUGUAGUGGAUUUUUAGACUGGAAAGCAUUUACCAUGGCAGCAAGAAUAGUGUGGUUAAAGUUUCUUGGCAGUUUGUACAGCUUCUUUGCCUUCAACAUACAUUAAAUAUGUUUAAAUAUUGCUUCUCUUUAUGAACAGCUUAAUCUGCAUAUUUUUUUGCUGCCUUGAAAAUGAAAUUGCAUCACAUCACUUGGCAGGAAUUAAGAAGAAACAUGAAGUGCAAGUUGACAAGGGAGCAUGAGAAAAACAAUUUGGAGAUGAAUACAGAAAGAGCAUGAUGAACUACAGAAUGUGUUCUGAGCAAGUGAGGUUGGAACAGUGUGUGUGAGAAAAAGUGAUGUUCAGGAAAGUGUUCUGCUUUUAUUUUUUCCCUUUUAAAAAAAUGCAGCACUGUGUAGUCUCGUAGCAUACCUCCCUCCUCCACCUCAACCCCACUCUCUUCACAUUCACUCCAUUCUGAGAAUACAGGUCUUUUCUGGAUAUAUUUUAAGCUGCUUUGAAGUCUCAGGAUAUCCUGCUACAUUCCAAAAGUAUACACUUUCAUAUGUGAUUGUCACCAAAUUGUAUCUGGAGUUAAAUUGGUUAACUUUGUGUUCUGUGUGACUGUAUGAGUCACUGCUUAUAAAAACUGACAAUAAAGUUACAUUUCUGUGUGCUAUACAA